AUGGAAACUGUAGAAGCUGGUCAUGAUGAUGUUAUUGGUUGGUUCGAGCAUGUAUCGGAGAAUGCCUGCAAGGUUCAAAGCGAGACUCUGCGCCGGAUUCUUGAGCUCAACUCCGGAGUGGAGUAUCUGACGAAAUGGCUUGGAACUGUUGAUAUAGAAAAGAUGGACGAUUAUACCUUGGAAAAUCAUUUUACUUCCUUGGUCCCUAUUGUCUCACAUGCUGAUUUAGAUCCUUAUAUUCAAAGAAUAGCAGAUGGAGAGACUUCUCCAUUGCUUACACGAGAANGCCAUAGCGCGCAAACUACUCUUCAGAUUUUCCGAUUAUCAGCGGCUUACAGAUCAAGGUUUUAUCCAAUAAGGGAAGGAGGGAGGAUUCUUGAGUUCAUAUACGCGGGGAAGGAAUUUAAGACGCAAGGAGGGUUGACAGUAGGAACGGCCACAGCACAUUACUACGCGAGUGAAGAGUUUAAAACUAAGCAGGAGACAACAAAGUCCUUCACUUGUAGCCCACAAGAGGUCAUCUCGGGAGUCAAACUCGGACAGGAGUACGAACUUGUUCUUACCACCUUCACAGGUCUCUAUAGGUACAGAUUAGGAGACGUUGUUGAAGUAACCGGUUUUCACAAAGGCACACCGAAGCUAAGUUUCAUAUACAGAAGAAAACUCAUCUUAACCAUCAACAUUGACAAGAACACAGAGAAGGAUCUUCAGAGAGUGGUUGAUAAGGCGUCUCAGCUUCUGAGCCGAACCACAAGAGCAGAAGUUGUUGACUUUACAAGCCAGGCAGACGUUAUAGCUCGUCCCGGUCACUACGUCAUCUACUGGGAAAUCAGAGGAGAAGCAGAGGAUAAGGCUCUCGAAGAAUGCUGCAGAGAGAUGGAUACUGCUUUUGUGGACUAUGGUUACGUUGUGUCGAGGCGCAUGAACUCGAUCGGACCGCUCGAGCUACGAAUUGUGGAACGAGGCACGUUUGGGAAAGUGGCGGAACGGUGCGUUGGGAAAUGCGGUGGCUUGAACCAGUUUAAGACUCCUAGGUGUACGACCAAUUCGGUUAUGCUUAACAUACUUGAUGAUUCUACUAUCAAGAGAUUUCGCAGUUCGGCUUAUAACUAGAAAACCUGAUUUCUAAAUUUAGUUUUGGUGUUUUUAUCUUUCUGAAUCUGUGGCGGCUGUGUUAAUGUACGCAGAUUUGACCAUUUACAAAUGAAGAAUAAAGUAACUUUUUGAUUUAAAA
Messenger RNA from Camelina sativa (false flax), 1234 nucleotides. NCBI's taxonomy places the organism in Eukaryota, Viridiplantae, Streptophyta, Magnoliopsida, Brassicales, Brassicaceae. The record is from RefSeq and is a predicted model, not a curated record.